Messenger RNA from Lolium perenne, 2646 nucleotides. Lineage: Eukaryota; Viridiplantae; Streptophyta; Magnoliopsida; Poales; Poaceae. The record is from RefSeq and is a predicted model, not a curated record.
AUGGUCAACAUACUUCGUGGUAACCCAUACUCUGAACAUCUACGGAGUAUGGGAGAGGUUGAGGAUGUUGAUGAUUAUCGUAUCACACUAAACCUUGACCAAAGGAUGGACCAGAGGAGAUACAAUGCACCUACCAGUUCUGAAGUAGCCGCGGUGUGGGUGGAAGGAAGCGAACGGCGAAGACAGUUCGACCACAGCGUGAUACUGCAAGGUAAAAACAGAGAUAUUUUUGGUAUCAAGUCCUAUCAUGGAUGCUACGACGCACUGUCCUACCCACUAUUCUUCCCUAGAGGCGAGCUUGGGUGGCAUACCGAUAUCCCGAAGAGAAAUGUGUCCUAUGAUACUGUGAUGGCAGCUCGUGCAGCUCGUCUAGCUCGUCGUAAUAACGACGAGUCCUCUCAAUCCCCCGGCGAUAACAAUGAUGAUGGCGGCGAAGAUAAUGAUCCAGCUUCGGGAGGAAAUAAAUGUGUGUCAGUGAGGGACUACUACUGCUACAAAUUCCAGAUGCGGCCUGGGAUAUUUAACCCGAUCCUGCACGGAAAGCGUCUUUUUCAGCAGUUUGCGGUCGACACAUAUAUCAAGAUCGAGAACUCACGGUUGGACUAUAUGUGGAAUCAUCAGGAUAAGAUAAGGGCCGACCUGUACCAAGGCCUGAUGGACAGCUUGCAUGCCGGCGAGGGUAGUACGGAUGCUAUUGGAAAGCGUACGGUGUUGUCAGGAACAUUUAUCGGUGGUCCACGUGACAAGAGGCGUCGCUACAUGGAUGCUAUGGCCUUGGUGCGGAAAUACGGCAAGCCGGACAUCUUUCUCACGAUGACAUGCAAUCCUAACUGGGAUGAGAUCAAGCGUGAGCCCUACCCUGGCCAGACACCUCAAGAUCGUCCAGACCUUGUGGUGCGUGUAUUCAGGGCAAAACUGGAGGAACUGAAGAAUAAGUUGUUUCAGAAGGACAUCCUCGGAAAGGUAAAAGCAUAUGUGUACGUGGUGGAGUUCCAAAAGAGGGGUCUUCCACAUGCACACUUCUUGCUAAUCAUGGAGGGGCGGUUCAAGCUCACAUGCCCCGAACAGUACGACAAGCUUAUCUCAGCAGAGCUACCUAAUAAGAUAAAGUACCCAGAACUGUAUAAGAUGGUAGUGAAACAUAUGAUGCACGGCCCAUGUGGUGUUUUGAACCCUGAUUGUCCAUGCACGAAGGGCCGUCCUGCUUGCAAGAAUCAGUACCCUCGCCCUUUCAAUGCGGCUACCUUACAGGGAAAGGACUCAUACCCUCUAUACAGACGACAUAACGAUGGUUGUAAAGUAACAGUUCGAAAGGCCUUGCUGGAUAAUAGGUGGGUUGUCCCAUACAACCCUCACCUCUUGCGUCACUUGAAUUGUCACAUCAAUGUUGAGGCAUGCUCCAUCAUAAAGGCCGUUAAGUACCUAUUCAAGUACAUAUAUAAGGGGCACGAUCGGGCGUCUAUCACGGUGAGCGAGGCUGACAAGGCAGAUAGCAACGGGAACAUAGAUGAGAUCAACCAGUAUAGAGAUGCGAGGUGGGUGACUCCUCCUGAAGCCUUGUGGAGGAUAUACGGCUUUGAGUUGAGUAAAAACUACCCAUCUGUGAUGCAGUUGCAGCUCCAUCUAGAAAACUGUCACAUGGUUUCAUUCCAGCAGGGCCAAGAUAUCCAGCAAGUAGUUAACCGUCAAGGUGUUGAGAAGUCAAUGCUUACAGAGUACUUCAGGGCAAACAGAUUACAUGAGGAGGCACGUGGUAUCUUGUACAGGGAUUUCCCCGAAUGGUACACUUGGCAGAAAGGUAAAAAAGGUGAGGAUAAACGCUGGCAGAGAAGGGCUGUAAAAAAAGAUGGUACACGUACGAAAAGGAUACAGGUUGGAAGGAUUGUGUCAGCUCACCCAGCAGAAGGGGAUCGCUAUUACCUGCGAGUCCUUCUAAACCAUGUCACUGGGGCCACCUGCUACGAUGACCUAAAGACGGUUAAUGGCAUUCUGCUAGGAUCCUUUCGUGAAGCUGCAGAGAGAAGGGGGUUGAUCGAAAGGGACAACACAUUGGAUGACUCCCUUACUGAAUCUACACUCUUCGAGAUGCCUUCAUCUCUACGAAGGCUCUUUGCGACAAUAUUGGUAUUCUGCGAGCCUAGCGAUGUGCGCGGGCUCUGGGAUAAGCACUUUGACGCAAUGUCGGAAGACUAUCGCCGCAAUGAUCCAUCCAAUAUUGUAGCUGAGCAGAAAGUUUUGAUAGAUAUCAGAAAUAUGCUACAGUCAAUGGGCAAGGACAUCAAGUCAUUUCCUCUUCCUGAUAUUGAUGAGGAAUUUGACAAUGCCACCGGUGUGGAAAGGGAGAUCUUCGAGGAGUCUGUGAUUGAGCCCAACAAGGAGGACAUAAAUCUAGCAGACUCACUUAAUACGGAUCAGAAGGCCGCGUAUGAAAAAAUUAUGUCUGUUGUUCAUGGCGAUGAGGGUGGUGUGUUCUUUGUGGAUGGACCCGGAGCUUCCAUAAUGCUCGGAGGGAGAACAGCUCAUUCCCGUUUCAAGAUACCACCGAGCAUUGAUGAUGGCGGGUAUUGCACCUUCACUAAACAGAGUGGUACUGCAAAAACUCCUACGGUCGGCUUCUCUCAUCAUCUCGGGAUGAGGCUUCCAUGA